Molecule: messenger RNA, 4923 nt
Organism: Poecilia reticulata (guppy)
Lineage: Eukaryota; Metazoa; Chordata; Actinopteri; Cyprinodontiformes; Poeciliidae
Gene: slc1a5
Product: solute carrier family 1 member 5
Biological process (GO): L-aspartate import across plasma membrane
Cellular component (GO): plasma membrane
Molecular function (GO): neutral L-amino acid transmembrane transporter activity; symporter activity; L-aspartate transmembrane transporter activity
Source: RefSeq, a predicted model, not a curated record
CUGCUUUUAGUUUCCACUGACAAAAAAUGUGGGCGUGAAACAGUAUUUAAUCACAAUCAAGAAAGCUUGUUCAUGAAGCUACUUUAUAAGGAUACUAUUUAAAUAAGCUAAAUGAAAGGCUAUUUCUCAAAGUUUGUUUUUGUCUCCAGGCGGCCACUGUAGUGAUUUACUUUCGCAGCAAGUUUUCAAACAUUAAAAUAAAAUUCUUAAAGCGAACAACGAGCAUACUAAUGGCACACAGGCCAAGAGUUGUUUUUUUUAUGGACGGGAAUGGGUGGCAGUCAACAAGCGUUUCCUCUCGGAACACAACACGCCCAUCUUACGUAAAAGGGGCGGAGGCGGAGGUUUAAAAUGCCGGCUAAACGUGUGGCCACAACAUCUGCUCCUCCGCGUCAGAACAACCCGGAGAGAAGGAAGUAGGUCGUAAGCCACGCUGACGCUCUGAAAGACUCCCGCCUCAUUUAGAAACACGAUAAAAAAAACAAAACGAAGCGUUCUUCUUAAAGUUUAGUUUUAAGUUAAGUAACUUUGAGCAACAUGGCAGAGAAGGUUGAUCUGGAGGAAGUGAAGGCGUCCAACGGCGAGGCGCACCGCGAUGAGCCGCUUGCCAACGGGUUUGCCGGGCAGAGGAAGGGCAGCCCGGAGCCGAUGUCGGAGCGGGUGAAGAGGAUCGUCAAGGCGAACCUGCUGGUGAUCCUGACCGUGGCCGGGGUCAUCGUGGGGGUCUUCAUCGGGCUCGGUGUGCGCACCGUGUCGCCGACCAUAACCCAGCAGAUCUACAUCGGCUUCCCCGGCGAGAUUCUCAUCCGGCUGCUGAAGAUGAUUAUCAUCCCCCUGGUGGUGUGCAGCUUAGUGUCCGGAGCGGCGAGCAUCGACCCCAAAGCUCUGGGGAAACUGGGCGGCUGGGCUAUGCUGUUCUUCUUAGUGACCACCUUGAUAGCCUCGUCCAUCGGCGUGGUGAUGGCUUUCAUCAUCAAGCCGGGAAAUGUGGAAAUGAACACCACGGCAAACGCUAAAGACAUGACUGAUGGUAUCCCGGCGAAUAAAGAAGUUAUAGACUCCUUCUUAGACCUGAUAAGAAACAUCUUCCCCUCCAACCUGGUGUCUGCCGCCUUUCAGUCGUACGGAACGUCCUACAAGAUGAUGAACACGUCCGGCAUCCCAGAGAAGGUUCCCAUCGGAACAGAUCAAGAUGGGAUGAACAUCCUUGGGUUGGUGGUGUUCGCUAUUGUUUUCGGUGUGGCUCUGAGGAAGCUGGGCGAAGAAGGAGAGAUCCUCAUCAAGUUCUUCAACUCAUUCAACGAGGCCACCAUGGUGCUGGUGUCCUGGAUCAUGUGGUACGCCCCUAUAGGUAUCAUGUUCCUCGUCGCCGGUAAGAUUGUGGAGAUGGACGACGUCGGCAAGCUGUUUGCCAGCCUGGGAAAGUACAUCGCCUGCUGCAUGAUUGGCCACGCCAUCCAUGGCCUGCUGGUGCUGCCCUUCAUCUACUUCAUUUUCACCAGGAAGAACCCCUACACCUUCCUGUGGGGCAUUUUCACAGCCUUGGCCACGGCUUUUGGAACCAGCUCCAGCUCUGCCACUCUGCCCCUCAUGAUGAAGUGCGUGGAGGAGAAGAACGGCGUCUCCAAGCACAUAAGCCGCUUCAUCCUGCCCAUCGGCGCCACGGUCAACAUGGACGGGGCCGCGCUCUUCCAGUGUGUGGCGGCCGUUUUCAUCGCCCAGCUUAACAACACCAGCCUCAACUUUAUCCAAGUCAUCACCAUCCUUGUGACGGCUACAGCGUCCAGCGUCGGAGCUGCGGGUAUACCUGCAGGCGGUGUGCUGACCCUCGCUAUCAUCCUGGAGGCAAUUGGACUGCCCACCAGCGACAUCUCUCUCAUCCUGGCUGUCGACUGGCUUGUUGACCGCACCUGCACGGUGCUGAAUGUGGAGGGCGACGCCUUCGGAGCGGGGCUCCUGCAGCACUUUGUGGACAAAACAUCCAAACACGAAGGAGUGGAGGAGCUGAGCGAGGUCAGGAUGGACGGAGACGCGGCCGCCGCCAUGCCUGAGCACUCGCCGCUCAUCGAUAAGCGAGGCUUGGAGGGCGCGAAAGGAGACCUUUCUUCCGAGAAAGAGUCGUCCAUGUAACGCAGACUGUGACUUCUACCGCAAACCCUCCUGCAAACACAAAACCUAAGCUCCCCCUGUUGAGGAAAGAGUCCAAGGAGAGACGACGGACAAGCACACUACAAUGCAAAGCAACGCUCUCGGACCUCAAAUGCUGUUCUGGACGGGGUGCAGCUAAUAUCUUAUGGGAUUUAUAGAAACCAUGAUACACUCAGUAGGUUAUUUAAUUUUUUGGGGGGGGAAUAUGAGACUGAUUUUUAAUUUGUAUUAUUAUUACUUCUCCCUCAUGUUUAUCUGAUGUAUUCGGUUGGUCUACUCUGAAAUCAGAUUGGAAGGUUUCAUAAGCCACUUAAAAGAAAACAGACUAUUUACAUCGAGGAGCGGCAGCAGCAGAUGACACAUUUAUUCAUGCUGGACAAAUGAAUAUGAAUGUCUGUUGCUGAAGCGUUCUUCUGUCUUAUGUGCAUCACUGUUCUUCUGACAGAAACUCUUUUUAUACAUAUAUUUAAAAAAUAAUAAUAACAUAGCGUCCAUAGUUACCACGUAGUCUUUUUUUAGAUUUAGAAGGUUUUGUAAUGCCGCAUGUGAAAUUAAAACAAGAAGAAUGAUAUGCUUUUCAAAAUGGGAUGCAGAUUUAAAAAAAAACAACAAAAAAAAACAUAUAUAUAGCCACUUUCAUGCAGGUUUCUUCCAGUGGAGAGUUUCAUAGAUUUGCAUCAAUGCAGCAGUGCUCAAGUGUUACAACAGUCCUAUUGUUGUUUUUGUUUGCAAUUUCCUUUUUGGUGUAGAAUUGUGACCAAUCGUGUGUGACCAAUCGUUUUAUCAACUAGUGUUCUGUUAGGUUUUUCAAUUGAAGUCGACGCUUUGAAGAGACAAACAAUCUACAACACGCUGCUGUGAUCUAUAGUCAUUGCCCUAAACAAGAUGAUGUCUGAGCAAAAUGCUGUUGUACAUGUAGAGGAAGCGGUUUUGCUCCAUGCUGCUGAAGGUGAAGCACAAACACACAGCAGUAGAGGCUGUGCUUUAUCGUUUGCUUUGACUAUCGGAAACUGUUUUGGCUAACUUUGCAGGAACAGGUGAAGGUUUAAUUGAAGGCAAAGUCCAGUCCAAUUUUAAUUCAUAUUAGAAAAGCACCUUUUUUUUUUCUUUUUUUUUUUUUUUUUUUUUUUUUUUUUUUUUUUUUUACUUAAAUUCCGAUUUUUAGAUCUGCAGAAGAACCAAAGGUACAAUCUGUAACUAUCUGUAGAGAUUAUUGGAAUCAUUCUUUUGUACUGUAAUUGGUUCCUUGGCAUCUUUUAUUUUUAGUAUCUCAUCCUUGCAGAGAGCACAAUGUUUCCUUCACCUUGGUGAUGGAGAUCCGACUCCCCAUGCUGCGAGGACGUAGUUUACCUACCCGCCUUACACCUGCGUUAAAAUGGCCAAGAUGAUAUUUGGAAAAAAUGUUUUAGUUAGUUGUUUUUUUUUCUUGUUGUUGUUUGGAGGGUGUUUGUUGAAAGCUUUUUUUUUUUAGUCUGUUAUAAUUGUGGUUAUUCAUAACCAAAUGUUUUCUUAAUGUUUAUUUUUCCCCAUGCUUUUUGACGGGGGUGGGGGGGAAGCAAUAUAGUUGUUGUAUUCCAAAAGCUACUAGAUGAAAUAUUAGCCUCGGUAUUGUCCCAAAGGAAAAUGAAGGAGCACAAGCGUUCUGACUCGUCUCUCUCUACACGGACUUUACCUUCUUAAAAAGACAACACAGCCUCAGGUUUGAUGUUUGCCUUGUUCUUCGGGUACUGCAAGACCAAAAAUCAACGUCCGCUUAAUGAAGGAGACGCCUGAACUCUUGAGGACACACGAUGACGCCUUUUUAUUAUCUCUUAUUCAUUUUGGACUUUUCCUCUUUUCACCUCCGCUCAUUUCCCCACCAACACGCUGCUGCUUCUGAGCAGGCCGCAGCUUUUGUACGAGAGUAUAAAUAGAGUGAUGAGCCCGGUUUCUUGCAUAAUGUAUGGUAUGCAUACUGCGUCCGCCAUGUCCAGUCUCAAGUUGCCUUCGACUGUAGACACGUCUACGUUUUCAGUCUGGCAGCAGGACCGGAUGGGCUGGUUUUACCGUUAAGCUGAAGACAUAAUGGACUUUGCAAAAAGGACGUCUUAUUGGGAUUUAUUUAUGUUUUGGAUAUUACAGCCACAAGAGGAAACACUUCUUUUUUUUUUUAAGCUCUGGGCCUCUAUAUGUCUUUGAAUGUCCAUUUGUAAUAGUUUAUAUUUAUUUUUAAUCCAAAUCUAAAGGAUUUUUUUUUAUAUAAUAACAGAUCACAUUUUUUUUUCUUUCUCCCAGAUGGAUGGUAUUAGGUUUGUCACAUUUUGUUAUGCAUGUUUCUGAAGUGCAUGAUGAGUGAGGCUGAAUCGCACGAGUGACAUGCGCACCGAAUAAGUUCUUUUUGUUUGAAACAAUUUUUGGUUUGCUUGAUAUUCUAUCCCAUGUUUUUCAUGUUUCAAGUGGGAACUACAGCAGCAGAAUUUCAUUUUGCCUUUGACGUAUGAACAUACGUAGCAGGCCUGAAGUCUCACCAUUUCUCCUGUGUUGUCCCGUAUGUUGUGGAAAUCUGAUGAAAUGUUCUGCAUUUUCCCAGCACGUCCGUUCUACUGUUCCACGUUUGAGAUUUCAAUGCCGUUUUCUUUUUCCAUUCUAAACAUCACGUGGAGGUUUUGUUCAAUCAUAUUAUCUUUUGUUGCAAUGAACUCACUGUGAUGAGGCUAUACUUGGAAGAAAAAAUGAUUUGUACCGCCAAACUGUAGUCAUUUGGUUAAAACCAGUAAACUGUUCUUUCUUUAAUUU